CCAUUUUUCCAUAUUUCUUAAUAGGCUGUUUGGCAUUUUGACCCCGUAGCCCAGUCCAGAAACAUCCGAUACGUUUUUUCUACAAAACAGAACCUAAAAUAUCCGAGAUUGGAGUCUCAAACUCCACUCAAGACAAAUCAUUUUUGAAGCUAGUAACAGGUUGUAGUCCUAGCAAGGAUGUGUAAUGCAACCAACGAACGAGUCACCCGACUCCAUGAGCCGGGAAGGGUUUGUCGCGAGUUGCUAUACCUCAGAUCGAAGGUGCCAAAGCGGGAAGUCCCUGCCUUUACCUAUCAGGCACUACAACCCAACACAGUAGUAAAGCCACCUCCAAAAAUUGAUAUUUUCAAGCGGAAACCCGUUAAGGAAACUGUGUUUAAAAUCUACUUCAAUCGCGGUGACAUUCCUUGCGUCAUGUCCGGCCGGAGCAGCAAACAGGAUCCGACCAAGGAGCGUCCUGUGAAGUGGCACUGUGUGCCAGAGCAGCUUGACUACUGCUAUUACCUGCCCAUCUUUGUGGAUGGACUGGCGGACAUGGACUCUGACACGCGACUCCUAGCAGUCAAUGGAGCCAUCGAUUUGAUCAUUAGAUCACCCAAGAAGGUGCUUCCUGUGCUACCCAAGCUGAUCCUUCCCUUGAAGCGAGCCUUCCAGACGCGCGACAAAAGGAUCAUUAUCUCUGCCCUUCAGGUCAUCCAACUGAUGGUUCGCCUAGGUCCUUGUGUGGGUCAGGCCUUGGUGCCCUUCUAUCGCCAAUUGCUGGCCGUUUGCAACCUCUACAAGAAUAUCAAUGUGAACCUGGGCGAGGGCAUUGAUCCCGAUCGCAAUUGCCGGAUUGGUGAUGUCAUCGAGGACACUCUGAAGCUGCUGGAGUAUUGCGGGGGUCCCAAUGCCUUUAUCAACAUCAAGUAUAUGGUGCCCACCUAUGAGAGCAGCGUGUUUCCCAAGUGCGAGGCCCCGGAGCCCCGCUAGUACUGAGUUCUCAAGUUUUCCCCCAUUUCUAGCCACUUUCGAGUUUGUUUCAGUUUGAAAGGGUUAAGUGAAAUCUCCAAAUUGGAGUUGAGUAAACCAAAUUCUUGCUUCCGAUUGACCAGACAAUGUGAUGAAUUAAAAAGAUAUCGGAUUAUAUAGUAUUAACUGGGCUUGAGUAAAAUAUUUUAGAAAUUGAA
This is a messenger RNA of Drosophila serrata, 1169 nucleotides long. RefSeq names its product parkin coregulated gene protein homolog. Gene Ontology annotation, molecular function: Hsp90 protein binding; Hsp70 protein binding. The record is from RefSeq and is a predicted model, not a curated record. Lineage: Eukaryota; Metazoa; Arthropoda; Insecta; Diptera; Drosophilidae.